AUGGAGGAGCCAACGACGGAGAUAGAGACUAAACCCGCGGAUCUGACAACUACGACGCUGCAACCUCCUCCUCGAACAGCGUCACCUCAUCAGGAGCUAGUGGAGAGGCUCAAGGAUUACGGGCAGGAAGAUGUUUUCGCCCUCUGGGAAGAGCUCUCACCGGAAGAGCGUCAUCUCCUCGUCACUGAAAUCGAGAAUUUGGAUCUCCCGAGAAUAGAUCGGAUCAUCAGAUGCUCACUUAACUCUCAAGGUUUGCCAGCGGCGGCAAUUGAGGCGCCGCCGGAGAGUUGUGUGUCAACGGUGGAGGAAAGGAGAAAGGAAGAUAAAGAAAAAUGGUGGAGAAUGGGGUUGAAGGCUAUCUAUGAAGGGAAAUUGGGUGUGGUGCUUUUAUCUGGUGGACAGGGAACAAGACUUGGAAGUUCAGAUCCCAAAGGGUGUUUUAAUAUCGGACUGCCAUCUGGGAAGUCACUUUUCCAGAUUCAAGCUGAGAGGAUCUUAUGUGUCCAAAGGCUUGCUGCUCAGGCAAUGAGUGAGGCAGGUCCAACUCGCCCAGUUGCAAUACAGUGGUAUAUAAUGACCAGUCCAUUUACACACGAACCAACACAAAAAUUCUUCGAGAGUCACAAGUAUUUUGGCCUUGAGCCACAUCAAGUCACAUUUUUCCAACAAGGAACCCUACCUUGCAUUACCAAGGAUGGAAAGUUUAUCAUGGAGACACCUUUCAGUCUAGCCAAGGCUCCAGAUGGUAACGGGGGAGUUUAUACAGCACUACAAUCUUCAAGGUUAUUAGAAGAUAUGGCUUCCAGGGGGAUCAAGUAUGUGGAUUGCUAUGGUGUUGACAAUGUUCUGGUUCGAGUAGCUGACCCUACUUUUCUAGGAUACUUCAUCGACAAAGGUGCAGCUUCUGCUGCAAAAGUAGUGCGCAAGGCAUAUCCACAAGAAAAGGUUGGAGUAUUUGUAAGGAGGGGAAAAGGUGGGCCUCUGACCGUGGUUGAGUACACAGAGCUUGAUGAGUCCAUGGCUUCUGCAACUAAUCAACAAACAGGACGUCUUCAAUUUUGCUGGAGUAACGUGUGCUUACACAUGUUCACUCUGGAUUUCCUUAAUCAAGUUGCGAACGGGCUAGAGAAAGACAGCAUAUACCAUGUGGCAGAGAAGAAGAUACCGUCUAUAAAUGGUGUCAUAGAGGGAGUGAAACUAGAACAGUUCAUAUUUGACUGCUUUCCGUAUGCUCCUUCAACUGCACUCUUUGAGGUGUUGAGGGAGGAAGAAUUUGCGCCUGUAAAAAAUGCAAACGGGUCGAGCUUUGACACGCCAGAAAGCGCGAAACUUCUGGUUCUACGGCUACACACACGUUGGGUCAUAGCAGCUGGUGGAUUCUUAACACAUUCCGUACCUUUAUAUGCAACUGGUGUGGAAGUUUCACCAUUGUGCUCGUACGCGGGAGAAAACCUGGAAGCGAUUUGUCGGGGAAGAACGUUUCACGCACCUUGUGAGAUCUCCCUCUAACCUUCUUCUGUUUCGUCUUAUUUGGCCAUCUUCUUUGUUUUUUUUUUGUAUGUUUCUCUUUUCUUUCCUCUUGUUGUUGUUGAGAUUGUUGUGGUAUGUAAUGGAUGUGUUAUUAUUGCAAAACUAACAUUAGUUAAGCCUUUUUUCAAAGAAAAC
Messenger RNA from Eruca vesicaria subsp. sativa (arugula), 1665 nucleotides. Lineage: Eukaryota; Viridiplantae; Streptophyta; Magnoliopsida; Brassicales; Brassicaceae. The record is from the annotation of a GenBank genome assembly.